Anolis sagrei ordinatus is the source of this 8713-nucleotide messenger RNA. It is a transcript of the gene TSPOAP1, whose product is annotated as TSPO associated protein 1. Gene Ontology annotation, molecular function: benzodiazepine receptor binding. NCBI's taxonomy places the organism in Eukaryota, Metazoa, Chordata, Lepidosauria, Squamata, Anolidae. The record is from RefSeq and is a predicted model, not a curated record.
CAAUCAGCAGGCAUCCCACCCCUCACCUCACACCAUCUCCAUGGCAACGGCCUGAGCCGCUUCUUAUUGGCGGUCUCCACGGCGUGUGGCGUGAGUCCCACAUCAAAGCCCCAGGAAUUUUUGCUCCGGCGGCUCAGAGGAAGGAAGAAGGAGACACGGAGAGCAGAGAGGCGAGGAAGGGAUGCGAUCGGAAGCAGCGACAUGACAGCCAACGCUGGCUGAUGCUCCCACGAGUGCAGCUGAGCAUGAAGCCAAGCUCCAGCCGAGCAAAGCCUCCUUAGCAAGCGGAAAGAGCCGCCAACGAAAUUGCAAUUGCAAGACAUCGGAGGUGUGCAGUAGCGCUAUCGAAGGAGGUGAUAACGCCGUCGCCGAGAGCCAAAUCUUGCUGGCUUUUUGGGAGGAAAGCAGAGGUCCUGUUUGCUUGCCGUCUCCUCCUUUUGCCAACACGAAGGAUGCUCUGGAGGAUGCCGAAAGAGCUUUCGAAACCCAGAGGUGCGUAACAGCGCUAUCGAAGGAGGCAAUUGCGCCAUUGCCGAGGGCAAAAUCUGGACUAGUUUUGGGGACGAACGGAGGAUUUCAAUUUGCUUGCCAUUCACUCCUUUUCCAAGCAAGAAGGAUGCUCUGAAGGAUGCCGAAAGAGCUUUCCAAACCCAGAGGUGCGUAACAGCGCUAUUGAAGGAGGCAAUUGCGCCAUUGCCGAGGGCAACGUUUGGUGGCUUAGGGUAGGAACAGAGGAUUUCAAUUUGCUUGCCAUCCACUCCUUUUCCAAGCAUUGGAAGGAUGCUCUGAGUCUGCAAGAGCAACCCAUGGCAUUAGAAAAUUCAGAAGAUCAAGACAUUCCCGGAGGAGCGCAAUAGCGCAAUUGAAGGUGGCAAUAGUGCCAUUGGUGAGGGCAAAAUUUGGCCUCUUCAGUAGCUUUUGGAGUGAAAUAGGAGAGGAAAAGGAGGUAUCAGUAUUUCCUUGUCACCUUCUCCUUCUUUGGGUCAAGACAUCAGCAGAACAUGAGUAAUAGCGUUAUUGCGCCCUAGUGAAGGGAGCGAUAACGUGUUUGCCAAGGCCAAAAAUUGACCUUUUUGGUGACUUUUGGGGAUCAAACAGAAGAGGAAAAGGAAGUGUCCAUAUUUACUUGCCACUUCUUCCUCUUUUGAGUCAAGAUGUUGUCAUCGGAGGAGGAUGAUACUGCUAUUGCGCGGCAGUGAAGGAAGCAGUAACGUAUUCAUCAAGGGCAGCUGAUUGUUUGGUGACUUUUGGAGUCAAGCAGAAGAGGAAAAUAAAUUGUCCAUAUUCGCUUGCCUCUUUUUUCCUCCUUCGGGUCAAGAUGUUGUCAUUGGAGGUGCGUGAUACUGCUAUUGCACUGCUGUGAACAAAAUAACAUAUUCGUCAAGGGCAACUGAUUGUUUGAUUACUUUUGGGGUCAAGCAGAAACGGAAAAGGAAGUGUUCUUAUAUGCUUGCCACCUUCCCCUCUUUCAGGUCAAGUUGUCAUUGGUGCAGAUGCGUAAUAGCGCUAUAUUGCGGGGCGAGGGAUGCAAUAAUGCUAUCGCCGAAGGCAAAUACAUAGCAGUUUGUGAGAGGGACAAAAAGAGCUUCUGUUUGCUUGACUUCUUUUCCUUCUUCUUAGGGUCAAGACAUUAGCAGAGGUGCAUAAUAGCGCUAUUGCGUAACAGAGAAGGAAGCAAUAGCGCCAUCGCCAAGGGCCAAAUCUGGUGUAUUUCCUGAUUUUUGGGGUGAAGCAGAAGACAAAAAGGUGUGUUCAGAUUGGCCUGCUAUUUCUUCUUCCUCUUGCCAAGCAUUGGAAGACCGAAAGAACAACCCACAGUCUUGCAAAACCCAGAGGGUUAAGACAUUGUUGACGGAGGUGCGUAAUAGUGCUAUUUUGAGGUGGCGAAGGACGCAAUAACACCGUCUCCCAAGGCAAAACCAGGUUGUUUGGUGGCUUUUUGGAGUGAAAUAUAGAAGGAAAGAAGGGGUGUUCCUAUCGGCUUGCCACCUCCUCUUCCAUUGGAAGGUUUUUCCGAGUCCUCCAAUGAGAGUGAUGUGUCCCAUCUUCUCCCCGUUGAGGCCUCCUCGGUGAUGCCAGCCGAGUCCUGUGCCAGCCAGAGACCUCUUGGCUUUGGUGAUUGCAUCUCUGGUGGGACUCCCUGAUACUCAAGAUGAAGGACCAAGAGUCAGACGGGUCAGAGCCCCCCGGUGAGGCCACGGCAGGGUCGGCGGAGACGGGGAGCAGCUCUUCCGAACAUCGCGAAGCCCACCGUGAAGACGAGGUGCCAUCCCGAGGCAGUUCACCAUGUUCCUCAGAGCUGGCACAGGAAAGCAGUGGCGGGCAAUGCCCAUCGGAGCCAUCAUUGACCCAGCCCGGAGUGAGCUACCGCUGUCUCCUGCGACAGAACCAGGUCCUUCUCACGGCUUUGGAGGAACUCCAGUCCCGAUGCGCCAACCUGAAACGGGAGAACAGCUUACUGCGCAAGAGCUGCUUCCCGGAGACGCAGGAGAAAGUACGGCACCUGAAGAGGAAGAACGCGGAGCUGGCAGUGAUAGCAAAGCGGCUGGAAGAGCGAGCCAGGAAGCUCCAGGAGGCCAACCUCAAAGUGGUGAGCACACCGAUGGCUGUGAAGGGCCCCUGUGCCGGCCUCUGCAAGAAAGCCUUGGCCCGGCAGCGGGUGAUGGACCUCCGGGAACAAGCAGGGGUCCUCCUGGCCAAGGACAAGCAGAUCAACGCCCUGCAGAGGGAAUGCCAGGAACUCCGGGCCAAAGUCCCUGCUGACAAGGAAGAACCUUCUCGGCUCCUGGACUUCCACCAGCUCCUCCGCGAAUCCCAAAAGGAGGUCUUGCGCCUCCAAAGGCAGAUUGCCUUGAAGAGUUUCAAAGGUCAGGCGGGCCCAAAAGCUGACAAACCCAUCUCGGUGGGCCCCACCAAGGUUUGGGGUCCGCAGCGGAGGGCGAGAGUCGAACCCUGCUCCAAUGGCUUGCCUCCUUCGCGGACAACCAGACGGUCCCUUCCGACCCACAAGCCUGUUUCUUUGCCCAACGAUGGAGAGGAAUCCCGACUCCCCAUAAAAAGAGGGGUUUUGGCGUCACCAGCCCCCGAAAUCAAACAGCAAAUCCAGCGACUGGAAUCAGAGCUGAGGAAGAAGCGGAAGCAAUGCGAGACCCUCGAGCAUGAAGUGAGGAAGAAGCACAAGAGAUACGCCGAACUCGAAACCCAGCUUCAAGAGGUUGCGAGUGAGAAUGUCCGUCUGUCAGAAGAGAAUGCUCAGCUCCAGGGGCAAGUUGAAUGGAUAGAGAAGGUUGAGUCCGAAAAUGCCGACCUGAGGCUCCGGGUGUCAGAAGUGACCGAGGAACGGGAUUCGGCUCUCCAGAAAACCCAAGAACUUGAACACAGGCUGGAGAGUCUUGGGCAAGCGCUCCAGCACAUGAGAGAUGUCGCAGAACGGAGGCAACAGCUGGAACAUGACCACGAGAAAGCCUUGCUGGCUUUGCAGAAGAAGAAAGAAGAGGUCAAGGAGCUUCAGCAGGCUCAAGUCGAGGCCCGGAAGGAGCACGAGGGAGCCGUACAACUACUCGAGGGCUCCUUGGAUUGUAUGCAGGCCCGGGUUCAAGAGCUCGAGAACCAAUGCCGGAACCACACCGAGCAGUUCAACUUCCUGUGCCAGGAGCUCAAGCGAUUCCGGUUCCAGACGGGGAAAAUUGGGCACCCGCCACACGCUUCCUCUCCCUCGACCACCAUGGUGAUGUCGGAGGUCACCUUGGCCUCUUGCUCUCCAUCUCCUUCCCCAACACAACACCCAGAUAAUGCCGUCAAGGAGAAAGAUCGAGUGCUUCUCUCUGGCUCUUCUUCCCGAUUCGGGCAGAAAAUACAAUCCGAGGACGUGGAAGAAGCUCCUCCACCUGGACUAUGGCUCCCCGAACAUCCCAUUGGUUGCGUUGUGGCUAGGAGUCCAGACAUGCUCAUCCUUCCCGUCACCAACCGCAAGCCCUCCAAGAAAGUGGAAUCCCAAUCCAGUUCAUCGCGGUCCGAAUCCAUUCCCACCACCAGUCCAAAAUCCUGCCCGACUCCAGAGGUGGACACAGCCAGCGAGAUGGAAGAGCUGGAUAUCGACAGUGUCUCUCUAAUUCCGGAUUCUGAGAGCCACCGGGUAGGGAAGCUCCAUGUCUUCCUCGCUCGAUACAGCUACAACCCUUUUGAUGGUCCCAAUGAAAACCCUGAAGCAGAACUCCCCUUGACAGCUGGAGAGUACAUUUACGUCUACGGAGAAAUGGACGAUGACGGCUUCUUUGAAGGGGAGCUGAUGGAUGGUCGCCGAGGCCUGGUCCCAUCCAACUUUGUGGAGCGGGUGUCCGACGAUGACUUGGUGACUUUCUUGCCUGGUGAGUUCAGCGAUCUCUCUCAAAGCUCACCUUUAGACCGGAGCUUCUUGAGCAGCGGUGAGCGGAGUGAUCCCUCGACAGAUGAUCCCAAUACUGUCCCGUUGAGGUUGGAAGGGGACCCCAAGGAUAGAGAGACCCCAAACCCAGAAGUGCCUUACCCCAGGAAGGUGACCCUCAUCCGAGAGUUCGGCUCCGGCUUGGUGGUGGGUUGGGACCCUCCUUUCCCAUCUGCUGGGUGCCCUGAAGUCCAGAGCUACCAGGUCUUUGUGGACACUGAACUCCGGCAAAAUGUGAAGGCAGGAGGUCAGACGAAGGCCGUUUUGGAGAAGCUGGACUUGAGGACCAAAGCCUACCGCAUCUCAGUCCAAAGUGUUUCUGAGAAAGGGACCUCUGACUGCUUUCGGUGCACCUUCUUGGUUGGGAAGAACUUUCCAUUGGCUCCCAUUGACCUCUUGGUGCGGAACGUGGAGGCCACCUCUGUCGAACUCUCCUGGGCCCCCAGCAAUAGUAACUUCUCCCACGUUGUAUACCUCAAUGGGGAGGAACAUGGCGUGACCAAACCAGGGGUCUAUUGGUACACCUUCCGUUCUUUGAAGCCAAACACAUCCUACGCAGCUACAGUGGAGGUCCAGCCCCAGUGGACCUUCUGGGAGUCUGGACAGGAGAGACAGGACCAAGAGUUGUUUUCCGCUGAAAUCCACUUCACAACUGCUUUGGCAGGUUCUCCGGAUGCUCCGCUCGACGUCCGAGUCGAACCCGGACCCAGUCCUGGCAUUCUGGUCAUCAGUUGGUUGCCAGUCACUAUCGAUGCCGAAGGGUCAUCCAACGGGGUCCGGGUCACCGGGUACGCCCUUUAUGCCGACGGACAGAAGGUGAUGGAAGUGACUUCCCCAACCGCUGGCAGUGUUUUGGCAGACAUUUCCCAGCUGCAGAUGCUCCAAAUGUGCCGAGAAGUCUCCGUGAGAACCGUGUCCCUCUACGGGGAGUCAUCGGAUUCGGUGCCGGCUCAGAUCCCCUCGGCUUUGCUGAAGGAUCCCAGCGGUCCCUCUCUGCUUCCGGAACCGAGUUGCUUCUCUUCGCAGAUUUCUUGUGGGCGAGAUCCCAUCAGUCCAGUGGCCGAAUCGAAGCCUAACGAGAGCGAGAAACUUGGCGUCUCUUCCUUUGGAGAGACAUCCCAAAACGAGCCGACCGCUCUGAUUGUGACCCACAAAUUGCAUUCGGAAACCCCAGGAAUGGACCCUCUGCCCGAAGCAGGAAGGGAUGGCCUUGUUGUGUCUCCAGGUUGCAAUAUGACCCGAAAGGAAUCUGAAGAAGGUCACCAGGAGGAAUCAGCCCACCAAGCGAGGGAUUUGGAGAUCUCUGGAGGCAGUGGGGCCCCUGAUGUUUCGAUGGGAGAAAAGCCAAAAGACUCGGCAGAAAGGAAGGAGGCGAGCUCUGGAAGUGGGACUCCAAGUGACCGCCGGGCCCCCGAACCUGGGAUUUCGGGGCGGGCAAAGCUCUCAAAGGAUGCCAUCCCCAAGGACGAGCCCACAGUGUUGGUCACCAAGACCCGGCGGGAGCAAGGAGAGAAAAGGUCCGAUCCAGGGAACCGGCAGCUGAACCUGCUGACGGAUCAUCCCCGCAGCUCCGACCUUUCCGACAUUAUGGAGGAGGAAGAGGAAGAGGAGGAGGAAGACCGUGCUGGGUCUCAUAGGCCCAAAUGGAAACCGAGCGAAUCCCACAAUCGAGAAAACGGAGAGAAGGAGGUCAGGGACGUCGAAACGGAGCAGUUGAAUUCCAAAUCUUGGCGGGCUCCAACCAGAAGAGGUAGAAGAUCUCGGAGGAAAAGCCGAGAAGAAUUGGCUCCUUCUGGUUCUUGGAGGAGCUCCUCUCCUGAAACGAUGGACGAGGAAGACUCCCUGAGGCUAUUCGUGGCUCUCUUUGACUACGACCCUGUCUCAAUGUCUCCGAAUUCUGAUGCUGCAGAAGAGGAGCUCCCAUUUCAGGAAGGCCAGAUCUUGAAGGUCUAUGGCCACAAGGAUGCAGAUGGCUUCUACAGAGGGGAGUGUGCAGGCCGAAUUGGGUAUAUCCCAUGCAACAUGGUUUCUGAGGUCCAAGUCGACAGCCAGAGUGCCAGGACGCAGCUCUUACAAGAUGGCCGUAUCUCCACUGACAUGCUGGUGGAACACCUAGACAAUGGUGCAUUUUCUCCACCACGACGGCCACCAAGGGCUCACCCUCCAAAGCCACGGAGAUCUAAGAAAGCAGAACGGAAGAAGCAAGGAACCGAAGGUCCUGGUCUUGGGGUCCAUGAAAUCCAGGAUCUGAGUUCGGAGGAGGACGUCCCAAGGAUGAUGGUAGCCAUCUUUGACUACAAUCCCCAGGAAAAUUCUCCCAACCCGGAUACCGAGGCCGAGCUGAGGUUCAGCGCGGGCGACGUUGUGACCGUCUUGAGCUCGAUGGAUGACGACGGCUUCUAUUACGCCGAGAUCAAUGGCCAGAAGGGCCUGGUGCCCUCCAACUUCCUGGAGGCCGUGGGGUCGGACGGAGUGUGCCCGGGUGGAGUGACCCUUGGACGGCAGGGAAAGCAGCUUUCCUGAGAGGUCCUCCAUUCCGGCAGCUGGAAAGUGUGGUGCCUCGAAGGAGUGGUGACCUCGAAGGAGCCCCUUGCGGCUCUUUGGAGGUGGACACACCGCUCCGAACCCCAAGAGUGGACCCCGAAGGUGAUGGGACGGGACCCCUCUCCUCUCCAAAGGGUCCCAGAACUGGAAGGAGCCCCCCAAGGCCCAUUGGAAGCCAUUGCAAGGAAGUCCAUGUCGCCAAUGCGGGCCUUCGUCUUCUGGCCCCCCUUGAGGCUGGGGAUGGGAGAAUGGCUCCCCGCCUUGGGAUCCCUUCCGAACUAAAGACAGAACUUAUCCUAAACUUGGAAAAUAUAGUUUCCACCCAAUGAGAAACUGUGCCAAACGCAUGGGGCGGCCCCAAUGGUUCCCACACCGAUCCCUUCUGCAUGAUGCGUUUUGGGUGUUAGUCUGAACUUUGAAGGAGUGGCACCCAUUCAGACCUUAAAUUCGGACUAAAGCCUGGCGUGGCUUCAGCGAUUGACACACAAGCCACACUGGGACACAUAAGAGUAAUUCAAACUUUCUUAAAUUUUGGACUACAACCCGAAGUGAAUCCAAUAACUGACCUAGAUGCCUUGCUAGGCAGCAUAUAAAGGGGAUUUUAGCUUUUAAAAAGUUCGGACUAAAACCCAGAACAGAUUCCAUGGAAACUAAUAUUUAAAGUUCGGACUAAAACCCAGGAUGGAUACCAUGGAAACUAAUAUUUAAAGUUCAGACUGAAACCCAGAACAGAUUCUAUGGAAACUAAUAUUUAAAGUUCGGACUAAAACCCAGGAUAGAUACCAUGGAAACUAAUAUUCAAAGUUCGGACUAAAACCCAGAUUUGAUUCCAUGGACACCAAUAUUUAAAGUUUGGACUAAAAUCCAGAGCAGAUCGCAUGGAAACCAAUAUUCAAAGUUCAGAUUAAAAGCCAGAAUGGAUUCCAUGGAAAUUAAUACUUAGUGUUUGGACCAAAACCCAAAAUGAAUUCCAUGGAAACCACUAUUUAAAGUUCAGACUAAAACCCAGAACAGAUUCCAUGGAAACUAUUAUUUAAAGUUCAAACUAAAAGCCAGAAUGGAUUAAAUGAAAACUAAUAUUUAAAAUUUGGACUAAAAUCCAGAACGGAUUCCAUGGAAACCAAUAUUUAAAGUUCGGACUAAAACCGAGAACAGAUUCAAUGGAAACCAAUAUUCAAAGUUCAGACUAAAAUCUGGAGUGGAUUCGGUGAUGCUCUGUACCCAGAAGCCAUGUAGGGUCGCAUCAUAGCCUCGUUAAAGUUCGGACUAAAAUCCUAGAGUGGAUUCACUGAACAGGGCCUCAUCGAGGAGGUCUUCGCUCCGUUCAAGUUCGGACUGAAACCCGGAGCGGAAUCAGCGUCCCACUGAACAUGGAAAGCCACUCUGGACCUUGGAGUAGUUAAAAGUUCGGACUAAAAGCCCAGAACGGAUUCAGUAGAAACCACGCUGGGUCCUCAGAGAGGGAAUCGCAGUCUCGUUCCAGUUCGGACUCAAACCCGGAGCGGAUCCGGGCCUCCAGCCUGCCUUAUGUGAGAUUCCAAGCUGCCAAGCACUUAAAAUAUGGGGACAAAAAUGUGUUUGCCAUUUCCUUUUUUCUACGAGAGGACUACGUCUCCCGGCGGAUCCCUUUGCAUGUUUGUCGGGGACAGAGAUAUCCAUUCCCAUUGCUCCCAGGGCAUUUGUAUGGAAGCCAAACCAGGAAAAAAAACCCCAAUUUAUUUAUUACAUUAAAGUCUAUUUUCGCAA